GCAAAGUGUCAAACCCCCAUUGAAGUCUAUGGUACCUGCGCCGCUGUUUCCAUCACAUCUCAACCGCAAGCAAAGAUGGCCGCGUCAUAAGUAGUUUUGUAGUUCCGAGACGAGACGUUUGUUUACGAGCGCAAUCACACCGGACUGGAUAUCCGGCUGAAGCUAUAUAUGUACAUUCACAGGGAUUCCAAAGCAAUGCAUUCCACCGACAGCCCCAAAUGCCUGGGCCACAAAUCCCUGGCAAUCUGUUGCCUGCUCCUCCAUCUCUUCCUCUUCCCACAGCCAGCGGCAUCGCAGACUCAAAGUUCGCCACGUUAUCUGCAGAAUGGGGAUAACGACAACAACAACAACGAUCGCCUGCAUCAGAUUCUCAAGGGAUCGGGACCAGUAUCGAGUGUCACGCAGCUCAAUUGGCCACAGCCGCCCAAACAGUCGAUUACCGACGUCAAGACUGAGCUGGCCAAACUGAACAGCACAUACCUUUACCAAAACGCCUGGCCGGCGAACAACGUGAAGCUGGGAGCAGUCACAGCCGUGAGCUUCGACAAGGCCGGCAACGUGGUGAUCUUCCACCGUGUAGACCGCAUCUGGGGACAGACCACCUUCGACAACAGGAACGAGUUCCAGGAGCGAUACCGUGGUCCCAUCAGGGAGAGCACGAUCCUGGCGCUGGAGCCCGCAACGGGCAAAGUGCAAUACGACUGGGGCAAGAACUUCUUCUACAUGCCGCAUGGCUUGACCGUGGACCCCGAGGAAAACGUUUGGCUGACGGACGUGGCCAUGCACCAGGUCUUCAAGUUUCCGCCUCGUGGAGGCGAUGGCAAGCCACUGCUUACUCUAGGCGAGGCCUUUAAGCCAGGCUCAGGCCGGAAGUUCUGCAAGCCCACCUCAGUGGCGGUGCUGGACAACGGCGACUUCUUCGUGGCGGAUGGAUACUGCAAUGCCCGCAUUCUCAAGUACUCGCGUGCGGGCGACCUAAUCCUCUUCUGGGGACAGAACACCUUCGCCGGCGUGUCCUACGACGUGGCGCCACAGAACUUCUUUGCCAUCCCUCACGCCCUGACCCUCGUUCCGGAGCUGGGUCUGCUCUGUGCGGCGGAUAGGGAGAACGGGCGGGUGCAGUGCUUCUUGUCCAGCAACGGCUCCUUCCACUCACAGUACCACAGCCAGCUGAUAGGGGACCGCCUGUUUAGUAUGGCCUACACCCCGGCAGCGGGUGGGCAGCUGGUCAUUGUGAACGGACCCACUGCCGAGUUGGGCAUACAUCCCGAGCACUACAACGAGGUCCACGGCUUCGUGCUGAACAUGCGCAGCAAGCAGCUGGUGUCCAAGUUCGGGCCCAAUAACCUGCAGUUCCAGAAUCCUCACGACGUGGCCGUCACAGCCGACGGCAACGAGAUCUACGUAGCCGAGCUGAAUCCCAUGCGCAUCCACAAGUUCGUGCACAGAUCGCUGGCCAAGCCGAUGUCCUUGUCGGCCACCAAGGAUCCCGGCAACAGCGCACUGAGUAAGACUGUGGGGGAGGAGCAGGCGCCGUCGACAACGGUGCAUCAUCCCAGUGGCAAGGCCAUCCUCGUGGCCUCGCUGAUGCUGCUCUUCGCCGGCUCCACCUUUGCGUUGGCCCUACUCUUCGCCCGACGGAGGAAACGAGGUAACCAAGCGAUCAGCUCCGCUCCGCCCAGCGACCUGGUCUACCGCAAGCUGACCGCUUCCAACCAGAGUUGCCUGCCAUUCGGAGCUCGCAGUCGACGCCAUGCGUGGGAGAAGAGUGAGGGCUUUAAGCUGGGCGGACUGCUCGAUCGAGACCGCAAUGGCUUCGAGAAGCUGGACCAGCAGGCCAGUGACGAGGAGCAGGAGACGACGACGCUGGCCAGCGCCCAGUUUGCCUAGGCGAAGGACCAAGACUUACGCAAGCUAACGAAGCAUUCCUAGUUCUAACUACCUGUACCUCAUGGAACUACCGACUUAGUUGUACUCGAGCUAUGUGUGACAUUUAGUUGUGAUUUUAGUUUUUGUUUUAAAGGGGUGCAUUCCGCAGAAAAUUCCGAUUGUGGAGUAGAUAUUUUUGAAUAUACAAAAGGGGAUAUAUGUUAAGUAACAUUUUUAAAGUUUCCUUAAAGUGCGUUAGGUUUUAAAAAACACCAACCAGUUCUUUUUGGUAUUUUAUAAUGUUUGGAUUUCCAAAGGUACAUAUAUACAAAUAUGUAAAUCCAUUAGCUCUUAUCCAAACUCCACAGACUUUAGUCGUUGACCUUUUUCUCUUUGUACAUUAAUGUUUAAAAAGUAAUGAAUUAUUAUUUUAGGAAAAACAAGAGCCUAAAAAUGUAGUCUUUUUAUAAAUGUUUUAUUGACCCGAUCAU
Drosophila gunungcola (fruit fly) is the source of this 2360-nucleotide messenger RNA. RefSeq names its product peptidyl-alpha-hydroxyglycine alpha-amidating lyase 1 (gene Pal1). Gene Ontology annotation, cellular component: extracellular region; membrane. Gene Ontology annotation, biological process: peptide metabolic process. NCBI's taxonomy places the organism in Eukaryota, Metazoa, Arthropoda, Insecta, Diptera, Drosophilidae. The record is from RefSeq and is a predicted model, not a curated record. Gene Ontology annotation, molecular function: protein binding; catalytic activity. The transcript has 6 exons. The coding region runs from base 169 to 1890 and encodes 573 amino acids.